AUGACCGUGACGACAAACUUGCUGGCCGUGCGGGCCAAGAUCGCAGACGCACUUGCUAAAAGCACGUGGAAGCAGCAAUGUACGCUCGUGGCCGUGAGCAAAACGAAGCCACUGGAGGAGCUGCAGGAAGCGUACGAAGCCGACCAGCGCCACUUUGGCGAAAACUAUAUUCAGGAACUGGUGCAAAAAGCGCCGCAGCUGCCUUCUGAUGUCAAGUGGCACUAUAUUGGCCACGUUCAGUCGAACAAGGCCAAAGCACUCGUGCGUGAUGUACCGAACCUGUAUAUGGUCGAGACGGUUGACUCGGUCAAGAUUGCAAAUGCGCUGAACAAAGCGUCACGGGAGUGUCGCACGGCAAAGCUCAAUGUGAUGGUGCAAGUCAAUACGAGCGGAGAGGAGCAAAAGUCCGGCGUGGACGCUGAGGGCUCGGUCGAGCUGGCCCGCCAUAUCGCGAGCUCCUGUGAGCACCUGACCCUGACGGGGCUGAUGACCAUUGGCCGCUACGGCGACACGACGUCCGAGUGCUUUGACCGCUUGGUGGCCUGUCGGAAGAACGUGGCAGAGGCGAUCGGGAAGGCUGAGACGGACUUGGCUGUCAGCAUGGGCAUGUCUGGGGAUUUCGAGCUCGCAAUUUCGUGCGGCAGCACGCACGUUCGCGUCGGUUCGACCAUCUUUGGGGCCCGUGACUACGCUAAGAAAGACUAG
Hyaloperonospora brassicae is the source of this 705-nucleotide messenger RNA. Lineage: Eukaryota; Oomycota; Peronosporomycetes; Peronosporales; Peronosporaceae. The record is from the annotation of a GenBank genome assembly.